This is a messenger RNA of Drosophila sulfurigaster albostrigata, 3059 nucleotides long. RefSeq names its product golgin subfamily A member 6-like protein 4. NCBI's taxonomy places the organism in Eukaryota, Metazoa, Arthropoda, Insecta, Diptera, Drosophilidae. The coding region runs from base 175 to 2568 and encodes 797 amino acids. The record is from RefSeq and is a predicted model, not a curated record. The transcript is spliced from 4 exons.
UUCUUGUUAACAGCUGCGCUGCUGGCAAAAAUUGUUGUUCAAUUGUUGUGUUUUUUGUUUACCACGCCAAAAAUGUAGCUUAUUCGCUCUGCAGUGCGUAUAAAACAAACAAAUUACAUAAACUACUGCUAUAUUUAGCAACUAACAAGGACACAAGACGCCAGCAAAUUCACGAUGGACUCCGACAGCAGUUGUGGUGCCGCAGCCUUGGCCGAUGAUUCGGGGCUGUUCAGCUGUAGCAGCGAAACGGAGACAGAGGAGGCAACAAACCAUUCCAACAAGGAACAGCAGCAGGAUCACAAGGAUUCGCUAUUUCUGGUGACGCAGGAACUGCGAAAAUCGCGCAAUGAAGUGGAACGUCUGAGUAAAUCAGAACAAUGGUACAGACAUGAGCUGCAGACGCAAAAACAUAAUCGUCUGGCUACGCUGGAGCGUCUUUAUGCACAGGAGCGUAAAUACAUGUUGGAGAAUCAGAGAUUGCAGCAGGAAUCGCAACAGCUGCAAGCGAAAUGCGCCACGCUGCAAAGCUCUGCACAUACAGCAGCUGCUGUAGCAAUACAGCCUCUUCCGUUGGAAGCAGAUCAAUCAAGCAGCAUUGCAAAUACUUUUGAGUCAGAGCAGCAGCAGGCGCGACUCAUGGAUCAGCGACAACUGAUUGAAGUGCUGCGCAAGCAGAAGAAAGCACUCUUGGAGGACAUACAGCGUUUAAGUCUGGAUAGCGACGACAAGCUGCUGCAAUUGCAACACCAAUUGGCCGGCGUGGAGCUCGAGAACAAACACAUGACUCGCCAGUGCAAGCAGCUGUUGGAUGAGCAACGAGAAUUAGCGCACAAACUGGAAUUGAAAGCGUCUACGUUACACACUGUGGCAGCGGAGCGAGAUCAACUGCGUCAAGUGAUCGCGGAACUAACCGAGACGCUGCAAACCCAGGAGCAGCUAAUGGCGUUGAAAGAGCGAGAGUUUGUGGAACUGAAGCAACACUAUCAGCAAAAAUUAAGCAGUGAGUGUAGCGUAGAUGCCAUGCACAGCUAUAGUUUGGCAUUCCAUAGCGAGAUCAAUGCCAAGACUAGCGAAAUAGCUGCUCUGAAACACGCACUGCACGAUCUUCAAACGGAAUUGCAAGUGAUGUCACAACUGCAAGCGCAGAACGAGCAACAGCAGCGGCAACUGGAGGAGCUCAACUUUCAGCUCGAGGCACAGCAACUGGAGCAGGCGCUAAAAGACGCUCGCCUCGAGGAUUUGUCAGCUGAGAAGGCAGCGCUCGCUGAUGAGUUGCAGGCAACACAGCAAAUGGUGCACAAUUUGGAGCAUCAACUGGUUGAGCUACACAAACAAUAUGCAGAGACGUGCACAAAAUGCGAGCACACCAAAGUGCAAUUGGAGACGCAGCAAAGUCAGAAUGUGGAGCAACAGCAGCAACUGUUGCAGCUACGAGAGCAACUGGCUCACUAUGUGCAACAGUGCAGUAAACUGAGUGAAGCGGUGCUGCAAAUGGAGAACAAAUUAGAGCAACAACAGCAGCGAAAAGCAGCACAAGUUCAGGGCACUCAAACACCAGCUGUUGUCAAGGAUAACUGUGAGCUGGAGGAACGCAUUGCGAUGCUCGAGGAACAGCUGGAGGCAGUGAAGAAACAAAAGCAACAAACAGUUGCUUUGUUGCAGAAAUUGUUGCAGCAACAGGAUGCAAAAAUACGCAACACCAAUGAAAUGGAGGCGGACUGGAGGCAGCUGCUGGAAGCCUUGCAAGCCACACAACAAAUGGAGCAACAAGUGCAACUGCAAUUGCAACAAAAAGCCGAGGAACUGCAUCAAUUGAAUGAGCUGUUUGCCCAGCAAAACGAGCAACUGCAGCAAUUGCAAUUGCUGAGUCAGGCGCAUGAAACGCAAAACAACAAUGAGCUGCAGCAACUCAAGCAGACGCAAGCCUCAGAUGCAGUUGCUCUAAGUGAACUGCGAGCACAAGUGCAGGCGUUGCUCGAGGAACGUGAGAAUGCGCCUAGGCAGCGGCACAAAACACUGGUGCAAGUGCUGGAAGUGGAAACUGGUCGCAAAUUGCAGCACGUCAAGAAUUGGCCGCAGCUAACUAAAAUGCUGCGGCAGGAGUUGAGAGCCGCUAAAGCUGUAGCAGAGCUCCCAGCGCUGAAAAUGAAACUGGUCAAAAUAAAUGGUAAACACGAGCAGGCACUGGCCAGGAUUAAGUUCCUGGAGGAAACAUUGGCCGCGGAAAGAGCUCGUUUCGAAUCAUCCGAUUCGGGUAAGUCAACAGCAAGCAGUGCGCCAAUGGAACCAGCGCAUGAAGUCGCCAAUCUCAUUGAUGACUACAAAAAGCUCAUUCAACAAACAGCCCAGGAGACGGGACGUCCACGCAACAGUUACAUACUGGAGCUCAUUGAGCGCAGUCAACGUUGCCAGCCAAAUUUGUGCCAAUUGAGCGAGGAUCUAGACGCUUGCCGUGAGGAUAUGCUGGAUCUAAAUAAACUGCUCGCCAGUCUGGAGCCGAGCUCAACUCGGCCAACGCCCAUGCCCUCCUUGAUGGAGGAGCUACGCGCGGUUGCCGAGCAGACUUGAGCAGUCAUAUCCAAUUACAAUUAGUCAUUUGAUUUAGAUAGCUUCAAUUUAUUUUUGUACUUAAUUUGUGUUCUUUUGUUUUAUGUUAUUGUCUUUCUUUUGAAAAGAAACAAUCUAGGUUUUUUGUUAAUUUUGUCAUUGAAUUGUGCAAUUCUGUGAGUGAAUAACCCAAAAGAUUAGUCUGACCCACCUAUGUAAAACUACUUCCAGGCUAACUAGUCCCGCAACUUAUUGCUGCCUUCACACCUAUUACUACUAUUAUUUAUUUAAGAAUCCACUCAAAACUAUGCUAAUAACCCAAACUAUUUCGAAUAUAAUCAUAGAGAAAAUAUGACUAUUUUUGUAGAACUCUUAAGGUAAACGAAAUUCCAAUUAAACAAUUAUAGUAUUUAAAAAACGGAUAUAAACAAAACGUAUGGUGGAUAUUUACAACUUAUGUUAUUCUGUUCAGUUUGAAAAUUGUCUAAUAUAUUUAUUUGAUUCGAACAAUA